UACUUAAUAACGCAUCCACGCCAUCUUUAUUUCGUCUACAAGCCUAGAUUAGGUACACAACAUGCUUCCUCUGUGAGGGAAUCACCAAGCCCGCCGGCGGCAGAUGCACUACACCGCUCUCUACGCAUAAUAAAACUGUUUUUCCCCUUUCGAAAUUCUAAGAUAUCUCCUCUCGUCAACAACAUUCUACGCACUCUGAUCUGCCAUCACUAACAACCACCACAACCAUCAUCAUUAUCAUCAUCAUCACCAUGGCAGAUUCGAAUGUGAAUAGACCCUCUCGCUCGGAGCAGUCCAGCGCUAACGCACGUGACGCCCCGCAGGCAUCUUCGAAGCCUUCGAAGAUCGACCAAUCCCUGGACGAGAUUAUCGCAUCUCGAAAGGGAGGUCAGAUCUCCGCCGUGCAGAAGAAGAAGAAGAACAACGAGAUCGAAGGCGCCGUAGAUGGCGUCGUCGUGCAGAAGAAGCGUGCCGUCCAAGCUCUUGAUAACGCCGCCGCGAGCGGUUUUUCCGGACGCUUGGUGGUAGCUACGGAUAAUGAAGUCGAGCGCCAUUUUAAACGUGGCCGCCUCGUCGACAUGACCGACCUUAACCCCAACCCGGCCCUAAACUUCGCGACAACCGGACAUGACUACCUGACAGCCAAAAUUUCGGAAGGAGAAGUCAUGGAGAAGCAGCUGAUACCCACAUGGAAGCAGCAGAACGGCGGUCAUAUUCCGCCGACUUUGGUUAAUUUCACUCGUAUCCGCAAGUGUUCCUACUACCAGAACAUCAUACAAGACGAUGCAGGUGAGGAGGACGGAGUGCAGGUGGAGGAGGAAGAUCAUCCUGACCCGAUGCCCCGGCCCCGUAGACGAGGACGGCCUCGUCUCCGGUUGUGUGCUUCACAACACGAAGCAACACAGCUGUGACGAAUGCUACAUGCUGCAGACUCUUUCGAUUGGCGUUCACUUUCAACUCCUAGUUGAGGGUCGCUCAGGUCUCCCUCCCAUCCGCUCUCAGGAGUCUAACUGGGUGCACCUAGCAACCCACUUCCAGGACAGACGUCUAGAGGCGUACCCGCUGACGCGAUCCUUCAGCUCAAAGCUUUCGGAGGAGGCUAUCGCCUCCUACGACUUUAGCGAAGGCGCGUCAGUCUUUCAACUGGGAUCGGAUCCCCUCACCUGCUCCUUCGACGCCAUGAUCAAGAACUACGAGCGGCUUCAGAAGACCGAGUCUCCAUCCGAGACGGUCGAGGUCGAGCAGGGGCAGGCUGAGGAGGAACAUCCUCGAAAUGAUACGCCUAUGGUGGAUUAUGCCGACGGCUAUAAUAGCGAUGUCGACUUCGGGGAAGAUUCCGAAGAAAUCGUCCAGCACUUACCGUAGAAGAUGCGGUAUUGUUGGGUUGGGAGUUCCGGUUAGGUUGCUUUGCUUUGCUGUAAUUAAUAAUGAUGAAUUGAAUUCAAAGUCGGGCAGCCCCCCGUCACUGUUAGAGUUUA
Daldinia loculata is the source of this 1478-nucleotide messenger RNA. RefSeq lists its product as uncharacterized. The record is from RefSeq and is a predicted model, not a curated record. The coding region runs from base 252 to 911 and encodes 219 amino acids. The transcript has a single exon. Lineage: Eukaryota; Fungi; Ascomycota; Sordariomycetes; Xylariales; Hypoxylaceae.